Alligator sinensis (Chinese alligator) is the source of this 6868-nucleotide messenger RNA. It is a transcript of the gene GAB3, whose product is annotated as GRB2 associated binding protein 3. The transcript is spliced from 10 exons. Bases 1 to 1737 code for a protein of 578 amino acids. Lineage: Eukaryota; Metazoa; Chordata; Crocodylia; Alligatoridae. The record is from RefSeq and is a predicted model, not a curated record.
AUGUCUGAACAGUUUAAGGCAUGGAGGAAGCGUUGGUUUGUGCUGCGGAGAGGCCGCAUGAGUGGGAACCCUGACGUUCUGGAGUACUAUAGAAACAACCAUGCCAAAAAGCCCAUUCGGAUCAUAGACCUGAAUGAGUGUGAAGUGCUGAAACAUUCAGGGCCCAACUUCAUCAAGAAGGAAUUCCAGAACAACUUCGUCUUCAUUGUGAAAACGACAUACCGCACCUUCUACCUGGUAGCCAAAACGGAGGAGGAAAUGCAGAUAUGGGUGCACAACAUCAGCCAGAUCUGUAACUUUGGACACUUAGAAGAUGGCACAGAUUCUGUGGAGAGCCUGUCUCACACCACCUCAUCCCCUCAGCCCUCGCCAGCUGUCUCCACCCACGCCUCUCGGAUCACAGACCCUUCCUUCUCUGUGGAUAACGCGACCACUGAUGCGUCUGCCGCUGAAGAGACCAGGAGUGAGUCGGAGUCAGUCUUCCUCCCCGAUUACCUCUUCCUCUCAAACUGUGAGUCAGGCAAGCUCAGCCAUAACAGAUGCGACAGCUGGUCAAAUUCUGACAGGUCCCUGGAGCAAACCUCCUCAGAUGAUGUUUUUGUCGAUUCCUUGCCGUCUCAGCCUUCCCACUACUUGCAGCCAUCUAGUAGUGGCAGCGUGCACCAAGACGGGGGCCUUCCAACAAACCAUGGGAUUUUGUCCAGGAGUGUAGACAUUAGCGGGACAUCCAAUGACUUUUCCUCCUCUUCUCCAUUGCUGGGGCCUCCUUUAACACCAACCUUUCAGAUUGAGAAAAGCCAAAGCGUGCUUCCUUAUGGCAUAACCAAACUGGAUAUUUUGUCUAAUACACCACCGCCAAGACCACCCAAACCAACCCACUUUUCAGACCGGAGAGGAGAAGAGCUGUCCAGUGGGGCCCUUCAGAAUGGACAUAUUGGGAUCUGUAGGGCUCAGGCUGCCUUGGUGCCAAGAAGAAUCUCCUUGUCGAGCUUGGAUAACAUGCGGAACUGGAAAGCAGAUGCGGAAGGAAAUUCCUUAAGAAGCCGGGAUAAGAGGCUUAGCUUGAAUUUGCCAUGUCGGUUCAGCCCACUGAUUCCUUCUGCAUCAGACAGCACAGAGGAUAGUUAUGUACCCAUGCGCCCCAGCGCAUCUCCGCCUAUUCUGGGGUCAGAUUGCUCACCUGAUGGCUACAUUCCCAUGAGUCCAGGCUCAGCUACGUUUACAUUCCCUGUAGUCAGCAAUGAAAAACUCUCCAGCCCGCUGCCUGAGCUUCCCACCGACUUGGAACCGCCGCCAGUGAAUCGAGAUCUCAAGCCUCGAAGGAAAUCCCGACCCCCACCACUGGACCUGAGGAACCUUACCACAAUCCGGGAGCAGCCCAUGACCAGGACUGUGCCUUACAAUCGAAUGAGCUUUCUCUCUCCAGAAAGAGACGGUAUUAAUUCAGCUAGACCAUGUGCCAAUUCAGUUUCCGGAGAAGAGGAAGAAUGUUACAUUCAUAUGCAGGAGCACAGACAGGCAACCUCUCCAUGCAGCGGUGCUUUUCCAUGGACAAGGAAGUCCAACCUUGAUUAUUUAGCACUGGAUUUUAAUUCUGCUUCCCCAUCCCCUGUACAGAAGAAACCUUUUCUCUCUGAGGAGCAGCGAGUAGACUAUGUCCAAGUGGAUGAACAGAAGACUCAAGCACUACAGAACACUAAGCAGGAAUGGACAGACGAGAGGCAAUCUAAAGUGUGAAAGAAGCUUGGGGCUUACACUUUACUUGAAUUGGAAUCACGUUGCAAACAAAGGAGCUACAACAGCAACGUUCAGAGACAAAUGGAGUGCAAGAUUUCAGCCAUCUUUGCAGGAGCAGCAUUUUUAAGGGAAAAGCUUUGAAUUUAGCUGGACGUAGUAUGAUGACUGAGUGGUUCAGAGAUUAUUAAAGUACCACAUUACUUUUUUUCACUGCCCUUUGCCAGUAAAUUACAUGGUACAGUUUAAUGGCAUGACCCUCAGACAAGACACCCUCUUGAUGUUAAAAAAUGCCACUACAUGUUGCAUUAAUCUAGCUAGCGCCUCCUUCUCCCUGUGUUGUGUAACUCCUUGUUGCUAUUUUUUGAUAUCCUUACAAAUACUGCAGGUGCUAAGGCUGCUUAUAGCAUCUGGCAUCUGACAGGGUUUGGUGACUACUCAACUAAGGGCUAAAAAACCGAAACAAUAAAAAGCAGAACUUUUUUUAUGCAAUGUUUAAGCAAUUUUUGGAACAUAUUUCUCUCCUGCCCAUCCCGGCAUAAAAUGUUUGACUCCGAGUGACUAUAAAUAGGUCUUUGCACCAAUGGAACUGGAAUGCAUGGUUUCUGAAACUCCAGACUGAUGUUCAUCGUGUUGGAUUUUUUCUGUCUGUUGUGGUUCACCUUCCCAUCCAGUAAAUGGUGACAGUUUCUUCCUAGUUCAAGGAGUUUCUUCAGCACAGUGCAGUGGCUCCUCUGGCAGGAAGUUGCAGACACAUUAUUCUUGGCUGGCCAAAAAAAUAAAAGGGAAGCGGUGAGCCUGUUUCUACAAGUUUUGGAAGGGUUGGCAAAAUACUAAGAAUGUUUUUGCCUGAACUGCAAAAGAAGAAAUGCAAUUGGAAUUCCUGGUAACAGCCAUCAGGCCAAUGAUAACUAUUGAAUGAGACAGGAAGUGCAAUGUGAGUCAGGUUAUCAGGUAAUAAUGAGGGAGGGUGCAUUGUUUGGCUUGCAGCUCUGCUUGUAUAAGACAGAAACCUAAUACACAUACGCAGUGUGAAACACCUGUUUUCAGGAAGCUUAUCAGCUUUGGCAUUUGCAAUGGGCACUAUCUCAGGAUCAAAUCAGUGUACAUUUAUAAUGUGUUCAGUUUUAUAAGUUUGCUUACAAUCCUUACUUUUAGAUGCCCACAGGCAGUUCAGAUACAAUAAAUACAGUCCCCAUUCAUCACCCAGCUCUAGAUGUGGCUUUCCACAUGCAAUAUUUCCUUAUGCAAACAAUUCCAGUUGCUCUAAUGGGCCUACUUGGAUAAGCAGGGACUACAGAAGCAGAUUUUUCUGAAGGAUCUUCUUCAGAUUGGUUCCAGUUUCACUUCGUCCCUUCUCAGACCUGGUACUGUCACGCUACAGUACUGCAAAUUGACAUCCAAAAAUGCUGAAUUACUAAACUGAGGCAACAGAAAAUGGCCUCAGACAAAUUAGUCUUACAUUAUUUUUGGUUUCUUUAUAUAUUUUAUACAACCCUGAUUUUUGCAUUAUUACCAAACAUUUGGGUCCACAGAAAAGCAUAGAGCUAUGGCUUGCUUGUCCUCACUCUGAGAGCAGCUUAGCUAACAGGAAUGCUCUUGUCUCCUACCUCAAGGUAGCUGGAGCAUUUGCAGCCCUUGCUGCAUCUCUAAAGCAAAAACACAUUUGAGAUUGAGUGAUGAAUGGACCUGCAGCAAGAAUGACUGUAAGAGAGUUGCCUGUGCAUUUAUUGGCUUUGGGGCAAAUCAUGCACUCAAAUCUACUAGCAUAAAUGGCUUGGGUAAGAGUUGAUUAGCAACACGGAAAGGGGUGGUUGCUGAAGAAAAUGUGGUUUUUGCCAAAAAAAACUUGAAAACUGAAAGUUUGUGGCCAGAUACUUUAUCUGAAUAUUCUAGUUCACUGCAAACCCUGUUUACCUUUGAAAAACAGCUUAGAAAAUGGGAAAUCUUUGACCUGCCUUACUGUUCUGCUGCAUGAGAGGCAGGAGAAGCUCACAUAGCAGGUCUGCAGCCACCCACUCAUAGGGAGCACAUUUCUGCAGGGACGGGGAUGGAUUGAGAGUUUUGCCUUUGGGCCCCAAAUUAUUCCCUUCAGUUUGAAGAGGUGGUCAAGUUGCCAGCCUGUGUAAAUGAUCAGUCACUGGACUUGCUCUUUGUGUACUUCAGCACACAGAGUGUAGCCAGCACAAGAAUGACCUGGUGAGUGCUGAAAGACCAUUAUGGUAAAGAGCAGUGGAAAGGGCAAGUCAAAGAAAGUGCAAUCCCACAAGGCAGCACUACUCCCAUCCCCAAAUCUCUGGUGAUGGCAUAACUUCUCAUUAAUUUUAAAGUUAAAUUUAAAUAUAAACCACUUUGUGUUGUACUGGAAUAUGUUCUCUGGUGUGAGAAGUCCUCUAGUGCAGAAAAUGAGAAUUUUUUUAAAGAAAAGGAAGGAACAGUUUUCUUGCCCUGGCUUUUAUUAUUUAUUUUUUGAAAUCUUUAAACACAGACAGAUGCACUGAAGGACUGUUCAAGAGCUUAGUGUCUAAAGAGCUUUUAUUUUCUUUAAAUGGAUGUGAACCUGAAAUGCUAGAUCUAGUUAUCUGAGGCCCCCAAAUGAGUGUCUCAGUAAUUUAAUUGUAUCUCCUUGUAGUACUGGCAUCCUAGCAUCCCUCAUGUCACCGAUCAGCAGCCAUGCUGCUUUUAACCUUCAGUUUUUAUCCAAAAACUGAAGUGUAAGGAACCUUUUCUUCAAUUUAUCCAGUAUCUCACUAGCAUUAACUGCAUUAAAUGUAAUACAAGUAGGUUUUUUUCAGUGAAUGUUAACAGCACUGCUGACCACUCCCAGAUCACAGUGAAACAUGUGCCUUUGUAAGCAACUGGGUUUUUCCUUUUUAUUUGAAUAGAGAAUUCAACAGUGUGACAAAAAGGGUUGUUUUUUUCACAGUAACUUUCUGUAUUAACCUAUUAUUGUUAAAAAUUUCAGUCCAAAUACAGUUGCCCCUUCUAUUCUGGGCAAUCCAGCUAUUCUAUUAGUUGCAGUGACUAUAGCAUUGUAAUGUGGUGCUACAGUGUCAAAAAAACGCUCUGAAGUGUUAUGAUCCAAUAGUGAGAAAGAAGAUGGUACAGAAAGGAAGGGAGCCUUUAUUUUAUUACUAUUUUCCUCAGCCAGUGAGGAAGGGGAAACUGUGACAAGCACCCGGAAAUGGAUUUAGCUUUCAACAGUGACCCCUCUGAAAACGUAUGUAGACUAAGAAGUUGCUGGCUAUGGAGAGAGCCCAGCCAAGGCUACUUGGAGCUGUCUUCACUGAGAGUGAAUUCUUUAGUCCAGAGCUGCCCCCACCUCCGCUCCAUCAGUGCACAGCACCACGGUCUCCCCCAUCAUGGUGGGUUGCACUGUCCUGCCCCCUGGGCAGGAGUGGGAAUCAAAAGCCAAGGGAGGGAGGGGGAGCCUGGAGACCCCAGCUGCAGCAACAGCUGGAGCAAUAGGGGCAGUGGAGACAGGGUAGGAGCCCAGGAGCCAUACAAUGACCUCUUGUAGGCUGCAUAUGGCCCGGGGGCCCCCAGCUGAACAGCCCCACUUUAGUCAUUAGGUAUUUUUAUUUAUUUAUUUAAAAUGAUCAAGACUGCCGCUAAAGAGCAAGGUGCAGCUCCAGAUGAAGCAACCUUGUGGGCGUUGAGUGGGGAUGGAGUUUCUUUUAUAGCUGUUGUCUUCUAAUAUGGGAAUCUACUUCAGGUGUUUCCUGCCCAUGACUUUCUGUAGUGCCUUACCCAGCAACUCUCAUUUCCUUACGUAAAGAUGAGGGAAGCACUAGACAGCCCUAAUAUUUUUGUCAUUGUUGCUGUUUAAUUAAAAAUGUAGCCCGGUAAAACCUUUGGACGAAGUUUGGCAGAACGAUGAUGUGGAAAGUAAACAAGCGAAGUUGUUUCAGGCCGUGUGGUUAUCCCGAGAAGAGAGGUCCACAUGUUGGGAAAGUUGAGUCAAUCUAUUGGAUUUUUCCGAGCUGUCAGGUACAGCAGGCUGCAGUGAGCCCGAGCCAUGGGGACAAGGAAGGCUGUUUUUCCCUGUGUCUUCUUCCUUUUGGCCUGAGUGCUGUGGUUCCAGCCAGCCCGCCCCGUGUGGCCCUGAAGCUGCUAUUUGUACGUCUUUGCUCGUAUGAAUUGAUAUGCCUUUGAGAACCAGCAACAUUGAAACAGGAUUGACCAUAACAUUUCUAAUUCUUCAAUGUGAACAUUUGGGCCAAAUCCUGCUGUUUUUACUUAAUUAAAAUUCCCAUUAACCUGCGUAAAGACAGCAGAUUUAGACCAUUGUUUGUUAAAUCUCUAUAGCCAAACAAAGCAAGACGACUCUUCUUUCAAAGGCUCAAACAUCUGCUUGAAGUUAGUUACCUUUUUCACUGAACAAGAAAAAAUGUAAGCACAGGCUUACAUUUCAGCAAACCUUAAGUCCCUUAGUGAAUUAGAGCUUAAACCAACAUGAUGUUUUUGGCUCUAUGCUACAUAGUCUUCAUGCUAUUACCCAUUUGGGCAAAGAGCUGCAGGGAGCAAGUCUCUUUACCUCAUCAAGAUGGAAUAUCCUUUUCAUUUAUUUCUGAACCCAUUGUGAUCAUCAGCAAUAGCAUUAAAAACCUAAGAGAGAAACAAGUAUUUUAACUGAGAAAUCUCAAUAUGCAUCUAACUCAAGACUGAUGUUUUCAAUCAACUCACUUCUGAGAAGAGUCUUGUGGCCCCUCGUCUCUGCCGAUAACUCUUUAAUAGAUGUCAAUUUUGGAAUUGCAUUCCUUUUCAAUAAUUCAUUGGGUAAUUACAAGACCAUCAGAUGCUGUGAUCAGAAUGAAGCACAGGGCAAUGCCUUUUUUCUUUGUUCCCUUGUUCUGCAGAGUUGCUCAGGUUUGUUAAAUAAAAAAAUAAAAAAAUAAGCCACCAAAAUAAGAGACUUUUGCAAUUUAAAAGCCAGAAUAUUUUUUGUUCUAAUGGAACAAAACCUGUUUCUUGUGCAGAAUGAAGCAUUACACUUUUUUGUAUUUGUAAAUAUGAGAGAGAGAGCAUUAAAAUAAUCAUCUCUAUUCUGAAGGAAUAACAUUAAUUAGAGAGGAGUGAGUCUCUCUUCCUGCUGUUUCAUUGUGAUGUUUGUUGUAUAUAUUUGCACAUUAAA